This is a messenger RNA of Girardinichthys multiradiatus, 2523 nucleotides long. Its product is annotated as kelch-like protein 10. The transcript has 6 exons. The coding region runs from base 747 to 2471 and encodes 574 amino acids. Gene Ontology annotation, molecular function: protein binding. NCBI's taxonomy places the organism in Eukaryota, Metazoa, Chordata, Actinopteri, Cyprinodontiformes, Goodeidae. The record is from RefSeq and is a predicted model, not a curated record.
ACACUGAUCACAUUAUCAUCAAGAUCAAAUCAGUCAAAUUCAGUGCUUGAGCCUUGCUUCAGUAUUGAUUAUGGAGUUCAAAUGCUGUAUAAUCAAUAAAAUGUUAAGUGAGUGCUUAAAAUAACUGUGAAAUCACUUCUGAUCUACCUAAAUGAUCGGGCUAAGACCCCAAGAUAAACUCAUACUGCCUGUUAGCCUGGUCUUUAGCAGACUAACUUAGUUGUCACUGCUUUUAAAAACUCAAUCAAGGUUAAAUUGAUGUAGGACAACAGGAAGGCAGUGUCUUAUACCAUUCUAGGUUUUGUUAAUCUAACCUGCGGACCAGUGAACUAAACAGAUCAUGCUUCUGCCCCGCUGAUGAGAGUGCAGCACCAAACAGGUAGCACUGCUAUAACAAUCCUUCGGUGCCAUCACGGUGUGGGACUGUUGGCUCAUCAGUAAAUGUCAGUGUCUUUCAAGUUGUGUGGCUUUGUUUUAUGUUUCCCCCAAAAAAGACAUAGACUUUAGAUUUGGGGGAGCCAAAGUGUGGCACGGGGGCCACUUGCUGCCCUUGUAAUGCUAUUAGGUGGCCCUCGACCACACUUCUUGAUUGGCAGCUCAGGCGAUUGAUGCAGAUACACAUAACAAAAAUGGUCCUUCUUGAUCUGAGUGCUCAGAGUUCUCACAGGCUUUCCUUUCUGCAGCAAGCUGGUCAAGAGUGAGAAGAGUAGAACGGUUUUUAAUCCUGAGCAAAGAUAAGUGAAAACAUGUCAUUCUAUAACGAGCUUCGCCUGAGGCAGCAGCUUUGUGACACGGUGAUCAGAGUGGACGGUGCUGAAUUUUAUGCGCAUAAGGUCGUCCUGUGCAAAUGCAGUCCGUAUUUCAGGGCUCUGUUUAGCCAUUGGUCAACACCAGACUGUAUGACCUAUGACAUCCCCGGUGUGUCACCGAGUUUAAUGCGUGUCAUUAUCGAGUAUGCCUACACAGGCUUUGUUCCUCUGACAAAGCAAAAUGCACAGGAGCUCUUUAUAGUGGCUGACCGCUAUAAUAUAACUGGCCUUUUACAAGCCUGCUGUGAUUUCUUGGAGAAGCAGCUGAGCCCACUGAACUGCCUCAGCAUCUGGAUGCUCACAGAUACAUUCUACCACCCCGAACUGAGACACAAGGCCAUACAAUAUGCUCUGAGUCAUUUCAAGGAGGUUGUGGUCAACUGUGCAGAUUUUCUUCUGCUCUCUGCACAGCAGCUUGUUCAAAUCAUCGAGAGUGACCUGCUUAUUGUAAAGCAGGAGGAGACAGUGUAUGAAGCCGUCCUUAAAUGGAUUGCCUAUUUACCUGAGGAACGGAAAGAAUACAGCUCAUUGCUCUUUUCCAAGAUCAGACUGGCUUGGAUGUCUCCAAAGUACCUCAUAGAAAAUGUGAAUGAAAGUGAAUUAGUGAAAACAAGUCCAGAAUGUCGAGCCAUGCUCCUCCAGACCUUGAACCCCAUCCUGGACCACAUGAACAGCUACAGGUCAUUUGUCUGUCAGUCUUUGGCAAAACCACGGGUGCCUCCCGCCCUCCUGUUGGCCGUAGGAGGCUGGACUGAUGGCAGUCCUACUAGUUUAAUUGAAGCCUAUGAUACUCGCACUGACUGCUGGGUAGAUUUGGCCUGUACCACUGAAACUCUCCGGGCCUAUCAUGGUGCUGUCUUCCUUGAUGGAUCAGUUUAUUGUGUUGGUGGCUUUGACAGUGUUGAGCAGUUCAGCACUGUGCACAGACUUGACCUGGCCUCUCAAACCUGGCAAGAGGUGUCACCAAUGCACGCCAGCCGCUGCUUCGUCAGCGUGACCGUAGUGAAUGGGUACAUAUACGCCUUGGGAGGUUACAAUGGACACGAACGACUCAACACUGCUGAGCGCUACGAGCCAAGAAGCAAUCAGUGGACUAUUAUAUCAUCCAUGCAUGAGCCGAGGAGCGAUGCCAGUUGCGCAACCCUUCAUGACAGGCUGUACAUUUGUGGCGGCUUCAAUGGGAUACAGUGUCUAUUCACAGCUGAGUGUUACAACCCAGACACAGACCAGUGGACCCUGAUUGCCAACAUGAGCAGCAGGCGCAGUGGAGUCGGCGUUGCUGCCUACGCUGACCAUAUCUUUGCAGUUGGCGGUUUUGAUGGAGUGUCACGUUUGGACACUGCUGAGGCCUACAACCCCUCCACCAACACCUGGAGCAAUGUGCCCAGCAUGCCAACCGCCCGCAGCAACUUUGGCAUCUCCGUGAUGGAUGACCACCUCUUUGCCGUGGGAGGCUUUGGUGGCGUCACCACCAUCCCUGAUGUUGAGUUCUAUGACAUCAAGACCAACGUGUGGUUCAGCGCCAGUGACAUGAAGAUCUCCCGCAGCGCUCUAAGCUGCUGUGUCGUGAAUGGGCCCAACAACAUGACUGAUUAUGCUUCCCCUCUUAACACUUCAGAGCUUCAUUUACCUUCCAAAGAGGAAGAUGAGAUGGAGCAAUAAAAUCCAUCUAGUUGUAUUGUCCUGUGAAAUAAAUGUAUCUGCGUAAAAACGA